AUGGACAUCUUGGCUUUUAGAUCCGAAGAGAAUAGUUAUAAUAUUCUCCCAUCGGCGGCAACCAUGCUUUUCCAUGGCCUCCCCGGAGGCGACGUGCACGGCGUGGUGGAAGAAAUGGACCGGAGAGGAAAGAGCGAGUCAGCGGCCAUCAGCUCAGCUAUCGAUAUGGGCGAGUCGGAGACGGCCAUGCCGUGCAUGACAACAGAGCGCGUGGCCCUGUGCGCAGGUUGUGGAAGGAAGAUCGCGGACCGCUACUACCUGCUGGCCGUGGACAAACAGUGGCACAUGCGCUGUCUCAAAUGCUGUGAAUGCAAACUCAACCUGGAGUCUGAGCUCACCUGCUUUAGCAAGGACGGCAGCAUCUAUUGCAAGGAGGACUAUUACAGAAGAUUUUCUGUGCAGAGAUGCGCUAGGUGCCAUCUCGGCAUUUCUGCCUCGGAGAUGGUGAUGCGUGCCCGGGACCUGGUUUACCACCUCAACUGCUUCACCUGCACGACCUGCAGCAAGAUGCUGACCACCGGGGACCACUUUGGCAUGAAGGACAAUCUGGUGUACUGUCGGCUGCACUUUGAGACUCUCAUCCAAGGGGACUAUCAGACACAUUUUAACCACGCAGAUGUGGUUCCACACAAGGGCCUGAGCCCGGCCAACACGCUCGGACUAUCCUACUUUAACGGUGUGGGAACAGUUCAGAAAGGCCGACCAAGGAAGAGGAAGAGCCCUGGACCAGGAGCAGAGCUGGCAGCUUAUAACGCAGCACUGAGCUGCAAUGAGAAUGACAGCGAGUCCAUGGACAGGGACUCCCAAUAUAGCACCAGUCAGAAGACCAAGCGAAUGAGGACGUCCUUCAAGCACCACCAAUUGAGAACCAUGAAGUCCUACUUUGCCAUCAACCAUAACCCAGACGCUAAGGACCUCAAGCAGCUCGCCCAGAAGACAGGCCUCACCAAGCGCGUCUUACAGGUGUGGUUCCAAAACGCUCGGGCCAAAUUCAGGAGGAAUCUUCUUAGACAAGAAAGCACUGGUGGAGACAAGACGUCCGACGGCUCCACACUGCAGGGUGGGACGCCAUCAGGCCCAGCCUCUGAAAUCUCAAAUGCCUCCAUGAGCCCUUCCAGCACCCCCACCACCCUCACAGACUUAACCAACCCCACAAUGCCCACAGUCACCUCUGUGCUUACCUCAGUCGCAGGCAGCAUGGACGUCCAUGAGUGUAGGAGCCCAUCACAGACCACACUGACUAGCCUUUUCUGA
Nerophis lumbriciformis (worm pipefish) is the source of this 1254-nucleotide messenger RNA. Lineage: Eukaryota; Metazoa; Chordata; Actinopteri; Syngnathiformes; Syngnathidae. The record is from RefSeq and is a predicted model, not a curated record.